AUGUUGCUCUCCAAUUUUUUUCGCGGGAAUUUGAUCCGCCGCUAUGGCAAGAAUCAGCUCACAGAAAAGAGCAACGAGGCCCUCCUCUUCUCCGCCCCUGAGGACAAAAAAGCUGAAACAAAUGAGGCUGAAGCCUUCAAAAUGGUCCCCCAGCGGACCCGGGUCCUGCGGCCUAUAUUAUUUGCUGUGCUAUUUUAUGCCUUUUCCGUGCGGCAUGCUGAUGCUGUCUCCAGCGCCCCCAGCAAGGUCAAAGUGGGCCCGCACAGUUUCGAUGACAUCAAGCUCGACAAGAAGGGUAUUGAUGAGACCCAAAUCAUCCACCAGAAUUGGAUGAUCUACGCGAUCAAGGCGAUGCUCGGCCAGAUGGGCAAGGAUUUGCUACCAAAGCUCGGACGCCAAGACAAGCUCACCUUUCUACGGUGUUUGAGCCGGAUAAAGGAGCGGACGGAUUUGGUGGCGGCUAGCAGAUGCCUCAUCGCCGCCAAGGACGCCCACGAGGCGAUGCGCAAGAAGUACAAAACGUACAAUGAAUAUAUGGCCCGGAAAGCGCAGGAGAACCUCAGAAGCAGCACCGAGGUCGAGCUCGGCAACAAGGCGCAAAGAGCGCUUGGGGCGUUUAUCCAGGACACCAGCGACCUCCCAACGACCCCAAGGCCGAACCCCUUCGUGACGGCGGCGACGGUAACGACUCCAGCGACGACAACGACAACUCGACCACAACUUCGACAAGUUCAACUGCGAAGAAAUUUCAAGUCUUCUGAGCGAUUCGGCAGCUUGAAGAAGAAGUACCAAAAAUGGAACAACUCCUUCAGGGUGCUGAAGAGCAGCGAGAUGCCUUUCAAGAGCUCUCUGCGCUCUAAAUCGAUCUACAACAUUCUGAGAUCCUAUCGUCAUCACCGGAAGCUGAGGAGGUUGAGAAUGAUGGAUUCUGGAGAGCCGCGACGCCGCCUUCGAGUACGUCGCGUCAAGCGCUCCCCGCAUCGAUUGAUCGCCGACAUGGUGCAGAAGAGUGACUCGAAAAAGUUUGAGGUGAAAUCUAUGGCCAAAAUGCCUGCCUUACUGCAAGAAAAGAAGAGCCCCGUCCAGUCGAUCGCACGCCAGAUUAUGAAAGCUGUGAGGGGGGAGAAUGGGACUGAUUCGGCACCUGGCACCUGGACCCAAAGUUAUCAAAAUAUGCUGAAACUCAAGAAGCAGCUCGACAAACAGGCCAAAGAGCCCGGCGCAAAAGUGUACGAUUUGAGGAUGUACGAUCUGGUGCAGGGCCGAGACACGCCGUCGGAGGAUAUUUGGGAGAGGUCAAAGCAGCCCGGCUUCUUGCAAGAAGCCUACGGUCUGAUCGCUCGCAUUAAUGCGCAGGGGGAUAGUCAUAAUCAGAAGUUUUUGUCACCAAGAUUCGCCUCAAUCAUGCCCGACAAAUACGGAGACUCGGACAAAAAGGCCCUCUCCCCCUCCAUCCUCUCAUUUUAUCGAGAUGAAGCUGAGGACCAAAUCCUACCGUUGCCAAAGUUGCUCGAAGACAGUGGGCUGAAAGAUAAGGAUCGGGACGCCAUGCUCGAAGUGGUGAUGGAAGUCUCGGGAGCACGAGGGAUGGUCGAUACUGCGAUGAAGACGAUGAAAAACAUGCACAUGUUCGGCCUUGACGAAGAGUUCAAGGACGUCACCGACAAAAUUCAGGACAUCUUCAAGGCGUUAACCGGCAGUUUUACCGGGCGCCAGAAAAAGGAGAUGAAACGCCGUGGCUACACAUUUGCACACCCCGAACAGCUCGAGAAAUUUCACGAAGCGCAAGGCAUCAAGGAUCGGGAGCACGGCUUUAACUACGAUACCUACAAACGAUUAUCCCGGAAGCAGCGCGAAGAAGCCCUGUGGCUACGCGUCAGACAAAUUGCCAGGAAUGUUAGCCAUCCGGUAGAUGAGCCGCUGAUGAAGCGUGGCCCGAACGGGACGUGGAUCGAAAACCACAAAAGAGCGAAGCGUGCUCACUACCUUGGUGGUUGGCUGCAUGUUCUCGAGCCGACCGUCCUCGCCCCGUUCGCUUUUACACCCUCAAUUGGCGCUGGAAUCCUCGGACCGCUCGUCUUCUCUCCUGGACUUUUCAAUCCGGUCAUCUUCAACCCGUCGAUCGCGUCGCCGAUGAUCAUGUCCCCGGGCAUCGGCUACCCGUUCAUCCUCUCCCCCUACAUUUUCUCCUCCCAAAUCAUGAGCCCCCUCAUCUGGGCCCCAUAUAUUUUGACGCCCUAUUUAUUAGGGCCCAAUAUCAUUACCCCGUAUCUGAUGUCGCCUGUCAUUUUGUCGCCCAUGCUUCUAUCCCCUGAUCUCGUCUCUCCAAUGGCCCUCGGUGGAGCCGUACUUUCGCCCACUAUGCUCUCGCCGGCCGUGUUUUCCCCAUCCGUGUUCAUGGUUAGUAUCAUGUCACCGUCGUUUUUGAGC
Molecule: messenger RNA, 2430 nt
Organism: Mesorhabditis spiculigera
Lineage: Eukaryota; Metazoa; Nematoda; Chromadorea; Rhabditida; Rhabditidae
Source: the annotation of a GenBank genome assembly